This is a messenger RNA of Chara braunii, 2869 nucleotides long. NCBI's taxonomy places the organism in Eukaryota, Viridiplantae, Streptophyta, Charophyceae, Charales, Characeae. The record is from the annotation of a GenBank genome assembly.
GGAGGGUUGAAAAACUAAAACACGAAAAACAUGGAAUCUCAGUGGGUGCAGCAAUCGGACUAAGAAAGCAGGAAAGGAGACAUUGCGAGAUGGCCCGGCGAAUGACGUUCUGGGCGGAUAGACCUCGUGGGAUCCUGCCACCAAGAAUAUCAGAGGGCAGGGUCGAAAUAAGCCUGCCGGCAAGAAAUAUGAUAGGCAAUCUAGUAAUGAACUGGGUGGGGAUAAAGUUUGUGGAAGAUACAGUGUACCUAUUAGUGAAGCUGAAAUGGCGUGCGAGAGGAGAGUUUGGGGGCGUAGACUUAAUCCGCCCAGAGCGUGUACAUGCGACGGGAUCCUUACACAUGUCGGAAGAGGGAUGGCGGACCUUUGGGAUUGCUUUGGCUUCCGGGGAUGACCCCGUACGAAUGUUCGAAGGGGCAUGGCAAAUAACUUGGCGGGAGGGGUUUGAGUUUGCAGAUCCGGAACGAGAUGACGUGACGGCUGAGGUAAAAGUCGCCGCGGCAGGGGUUCUUGAGCUCCCAAAUGAGGUCGUACGGAUGAAACUAGGCAAAAUGGCAACGGAGGAAGAGACAGAUAACCGUAAGACUGAAGGAGAACUAGACUUAGAAGGCAGUGUCGCGCAACGCGAAGGGGGGCAGAAGGACAGAGAGUCGAUAAAUCCGGAUGGUACCAAAGGGAACCGGAAGGAAAUUACCACAGGAGAAAGCUCGGGGAAAGCCGGGGGAAGCAGGCAAGGGACCCAGCGGACCAAGGAAGGCAAAAAUAAGGAUAGGACAAGCUCCCGAAACUCGGAAGGAGUCAUGCCUAAGAAAGUAAGGGUCGCGGACACAAGGCGCAAACUAGCCGAGAUAGACAAGAGGACCGCAGAAUACAAGGCAAGACUGAUUGGGGAAAUGAUGACUGGGAACGAAGAAGGUCCUCUGCAGGAGGAGCCCCGGGACGAACGGAGAGCCAGCCAAGGUGGAACUGGACAAGGGGGUAAAAGUAGUGACCGUGGGGGAACGCCGAGCAAGAGAAGGAAAGAGAGAGAGAACUCUCCAGGGAUGGAAGCAAAAAAGGCUACGACUCCGCCAGCCAUGGAUAGUAGGGCUAGCCGCCUGCCGAUCACGCCAGCUGUAGCGCGAGGAUGCGAAGGACUUUGGAGCCUUAGGGAAAAAGUGUUGGGAUGGUUUUCCCCGGAAGAAACUAUGAAAACCAGGGAGGGACAGAAGGUCAGCAAGGAGAGCCCGGAUAACAGUGUGGCAGGCGAGGUCAGCAGCUCCGAGGGUGGCCUUAAGAAGAUAGUGUUGUCCCUCGCUCGAGCACUAAACAAAAAUCAAGGCUAUCUGGCAGACGCCAAGAAAAAGCUGACUUUCGAUGGAGCAAACAUCACGGAGUUCCUGAUCGACUACGAGAACCUAGCUGUGUUACUGAAGUGGACCGAGGAAGAAAUGAUGAACCACCUAGGACAGCAUGUGUUGUUAAGCCUAGGACGGGACAUAAUGGUCAUUGUAGCCGCAAACCGGUCUUGGAAGGAGACCCGGGAUGUGAUGAUGAGGAAGUACCUAGCGGCGGAGAAAAUGGCAACGGAGGUCGACCUAGCGGCAAUUCAGAGGAAAAACUUUGCAACGUACAAUGAUUUCCUACGGGAAUUUACUCUAGUAGCACUAAGGAUCCCCGGGGUCACGGACCGGAUAAUGAGCAAAUAUUUCCUCAGGCAGUUCUCCGAGUUCGACAAAGACAAGAUCCUGUCAACCUACCAACAGACGAGCAAGUUCGUAAACACGCGGGAUGUUGAUUUUAGCACGGCUAGCCCUAGGUUGCUCAAGGGGCUCAGACAACUGUUGACUCGGAGGCGRGUAAAAAUAGGCGACAACCCCGAAUUACCAGAAGGGGAGAGGGAGGAGGAAGCUCCGCAAGAAGUGGCUAACCUUCAGAGGAGUCACGUGGACUUGGAGGAUCUCGAAAGGGCCUUUGCAGACAUUCGUUUGAGCUUGUUUAGCCGAGAGGGCGGCGAAGUCAUGAGAUCACCACCUGGGACGAAGCUUAGCUUUCAUGCGUUACCCGUAGGGAAAUUGAAAAUCCAGAUCGGGAGUCAUCACACCGACGCAUUAGUAGACGGGGGAGCAGAAAUCACUGUCAUAAGGAGAGACUUCGCAACGAUCACGGGAUGUACGGUAAACAAGGAAGUAACAGGGAGCAUCCGGGGAACUGGCGGGGAAAUCCCGUUCGCUGGGUACGUCACGAAGUGUGCUGUGAAGGCAGGGGUCAGGGAAUCGAUCUGGUCGUUUCAGCGGAUAACAGUAACGGAGGAAAUGGACCACGACAUAAUCCUUAAGAGACCGUGGUGCGCGAACGUAGAGAUGAUAGGCAUGCACUUGCACGAUGGCUCGUACAUGGUAGACAUAGAGGACCCUGUGACCGGCCGGGGAGAGCUCCUUCGACUCCUUGAAACGGGAGGAGACCCCCCAAAGGGGAAAUUGGCAACAUGGUCGCCGUCGUUCGAGGAUAGCACGCGAAAAGGGGCUUUCGCACGGAUGAAGGGUAUGAGAGAAACGGUAGAAAUCAUGAUUGAGGAAACAUUCAACAAAAAGGAGUGGAUCAAGAUGGGUCUGCCCCAGAAGAGGAGAAGGCAGGAGGACGAAGUCCUAGGUGUAAUGGUAGCGGAAAAGGAGUCAGAGGUCGAACUUGGUGCUAGCCUGCCCAAACGGAAAGAAGUACGCAUAGACGUGCCGGAAAUGGCACUCGAAAUCCCCGAUCUAUUGCAACUCAUCAAGACCCUCAAAUACCACAAGGAGGCAUGAGUGGAUUCGGCAGCCUUGGCCAAGUUCGAAAGAGAGGUGCAAAAUGGAUAUUGCCUGAAUAGGAAACUAGUUAGUAUUAAACCACG